GGCCGUCGUCGACCUUUUCCUCUGGCGUUCUUAUCACUUGCACUUGGUGGUGCCCGCAGCCGAUUAUUUUUCUAGAAAUACCAUCAGUUUUCUGGUUGCCGUCGCUUUUCUCUAACCGGUCAAGCUCUCCGACAUAAAUUUGACGCUCACGAUGGCCGCUUCCACCAGGGUUUUCUCCAGAAUCGCAGUAUGCAAUUUAAUGGGUAUACGAUCAUCAUCAAAUACAGUUGAUCCACGCAUCUAUGCAGAAACAAGAAAAAAUUUACUUCUCACUAAAGAUACUAAAGUAAUUUGUCAAGGAAUGACUGGUAAACAAGGAACAUUCCAUUCUACUCAGGCUAUUGAGUAUGGAACUUGUAUGGUAGGCGGUGUCUCCCCUGGCAAAGGUGGAAAAACUCAUUUAGGUUUACCAAUUUUCAAUUCAGUCAAAGAAGCAAGAGAUGAAACCGGAGCGGAUGCUACAGUUAUUUAUGUACCACCACCAGGCGCUGCAAAAGCAAUCUYAGAAGCUAUUGAUGCCGAGGUUCCUUUAAUUGUUUGUAUUACAGAAGGGAUUCCCCAGCAAGAUAUGGUACGAGUGAAACAUAAAUUAAUCAGACAGAACAAAUCUAGAUUACUUGGACCUAAUUGUCCUGGAAUCAUUGCUCCGGAACAAUGUAAAAUUGGUAUUAUGCCUGGUCAUAUCCAUUUGAAAGGAUCUGUUGGAGUUGUAUCUCGGUCAGGUACACUUACUUAUGAAGCAGUUCAUCAAACAUCUCAAGUUGGUCUUGGACAAACGCUUUGUGUUGGAAUUGGUGGUGAUCCAUUCAAUGGUACUGAUUUUAUAGAUUGCUUAGAAGUAUUUUUACAAGACCCAAAUACACACGGUAUUAUUUUGAUUGGUGAGAUUGGUGGUCUACAAGAAGAAAUGGCUGCUGAGUAUUUAAUUGAACAUAAUACUGGUCCAAAUGCUAAACCAGUUGUAUCAUUCAUUGCUGGAUUAACAGCACCGCCUGGUCGCAGAAUGGGCCAUGCUGGAGCAAUCAUAUCUGGUGGAAAAGGUGGAGCUCAAGACAAAAUAAAUGCAUUAGAAAAGGCUGGUGUGGUCGUUACUAGGAGCCCAGCUGCUAUGGGCAUUGAACUAUCUAAAUUGAUGAAGAAAUGAAUUCAUAAAUUGUUUGUUGGAUGUUAGUUUGGUAUUAUAUUUAUAAACUAUGGUGAUAUAGAAUUUAUGCGUUUUACUUUUGCCUUGAUUAGGUUAAAGUGGCUUUGUGUUGGAAUAAUGAUUACAUCAUUUUCCCUAUCAAUUUAAAAUUCCAUUUCACCAUACAAAGCAGUACAAUGGUCCUUUUCAAUCUUUCGAAAUAUAUUUCAGUAAAAAACUAUUAUAACUACAAUAUUUUGAUUUUGCUAGAUAACCUUUGAAAAAUAAAUUAAUAAUUAGCACAAAAAAAAGAAAGUUAUUAGCUGCACUUCUGAUUAGAUUAAUUAAAUCUGUUGAAUUGUACUGUUGAAAUUUGUAUUUUUGUCAUAGUAUUAAAACMUAACGUUUUGUUAUUUA
Molecule: messenger RNA, 1540 nt
Organism: Diuraphis noxia (Russian wheat aphid)
Lineage: Eukaryota; Metazoa; Arthropoda; Insecta; Hemiptera; Aphididae
Gene: Scsalpha1
Product: Succinyl-coenzyme A synthetase alpha subunit 1
Biological process (GO): tricarboxylic acid cycle
Cellular component (GO): succinate-CoA ligase complex (ADP-forming); mitochondrion
Molecular function (GO): succinate-CoA ligase (ADP-forming) activity; succinate-CoA ligase (GDP-forming) activity
Source: RefSeq, a predicted model, not a curated record